AUGUUAUGGCAUAAGUCAGUGCAGAUUUCUGUCACCUAUCGCAGUUCGUGUGCUUCAUGUGGUCAUCACGCAGUGGAUUAUCACAUUCCCGAUUUCGAUGGGACCAAUUCGUCGUGUCGGUGUGCUCGUGGUCCACGGGUGUACCGGUGGCCACCAAAGCGCGUCCCGGAGGAUCUCACCUGUGCGGAUUCCUCGUACGACCUGACGUUGUGUGUGCGAGUGAAGUCCUCGGAUGAGCCCAUGGAGACGAGUUUGCACCAGCGAUUGAAGUUGCUAGACAAAGAUUACGAACACGGUGACGAGGAAUCAGCUCUACUUCGGUGGUUCGAGUUAGAGGGUCACAAGUUGAAUGGUGGCGAUGGUGGAUACGACAUGUAUCCAUUAGCCAUCAACCUCACCGACACCAUGGCUGCCAUAAUCCACGGAAAACCGGCACCGUAUGUAAGUUGCAGACUGUGUGUAUGUUAA
Messenger RNA from Mesocestoides corti, 468 nucleotides. NCBI's taxonomy places the organism in Eukaryota, Metazoa, Platyhelminthes, Cestoda, Cyclophyllidea, Mesocestoididae. The record is from the annotation of a GenBank genome assembly.